This is a messenger RNA of Homalodisca vitripennis (glassy-winged sharpshooter), 3280 nucleotides long. Its product is annotated as progestin and adipoQ receptor family member 3. Lineage: Eukaryota; Metazoa; Arthropoda; Insecta; Hemiptera; Cicadellidae. The transcript is spliced from 7 exons. The record is from RefSeq and is a predicted model, not a curated record. Gene Ontology annotation, molecular function: signaling receptor activity. The coding region runs from base 255 to 1268 and encodes 337 amino acids. Gene Ontology annotation, cellular component: membrane.
CAACAGCCAACAGCUGGUAGUGGUAGUUGCCGUUUUGUCUGUCAGACGCCAGCCUACUUUAGUUGGUCGUAGAUCGUAGUCGAAUUCGGACGACAGUCGGUUGGGCUAGGGGCAAUAUUCUCUUGUUUGUGCUCCAGUCUAUACUCACGCAGUUUUUCUUUUAUCAGCGAUUCAGCUGAUUAGAGGAAUCUAACCUCACUUUUCAAAGGGACAAUAAGUGUUUUAUUUGCCAGUGCGGUUCGGUUGGUGACAGAAUGAAAAUAACCACUAAUAACAAUGAGAAGUCGGAAGUAGAUCUGAAUGAAGUCGACCCGAUGGAAAACUCGUACUGCAGCCAUAGGGUGAAGUCAAAGGAUAAGGAAGUGCAUCUGGAGACAUCAGAAUCGCUAAUUUCUAGAGAUGGCGGUAAAGUUUCCACCUCAACGCUAGAUUGUAUGACGUUGCUGAGCUACCAUGAAGCACCUUCAUAUCUUCAGUUCAAUCCCUACAUUCUCUCUGGCUACAGGGGCUAUCUCUCCACAAAGAUGUGCUUUGAAAGUAUGUUUUGGAUGACCAAUGAGACAAUCAACAUCUGGAGUCACGUGUUCGGAUGGAUGCUGUUUCUCGGUCUCACACUCUACGAUCUCUUACUUCUGAACAUCCACGCUUCAUUUACUGACAAAUUCAUCGUUGGAAUGCUCCUAGCUUGCUUCCAGGUAUGCAUGGUGAUGUCAUCACUCUAUCACAUCUUCUCAUGCCGCUCGGAGCACACGUUCAACUACUUCCUCUCCUUCGACCUGUUGGGUAUCGCUCUCAGCAUGCUGGGCAUUUACAUGACCGGUGUUUACUACGCUUACUGGUGCAAUAAGACAUGGCAGACAUUCUACUUGACAACCGUUUGUGCUUUCUUUGUGAUCGCAAUGAUCCUGCAGCUGCCAUGGCUACAGGUAGAUGACAAUGUCAAGAUGCUGAUCUUCGUGAUGUGGGCUGCAUACGGUGUGGUUCCCACCGCUCAUUGGACAGUCAUGAUGGGUGGCUUGGAUAACCCUAUUGUUUCUCUGUUGCUGCCCAGGGUGGUAAUGAUGUAUCUCAUCAUAGGUCUUGCCUUUUUCAUCUACAUUACCAGGAUACCAGAGAGGUUUUUUAAAGGUAAAGUGGAUUACAUCGGCUCAUCUCACCAGUGGUGGCAUUUCUUCGUAGUGGUAGCACUGUACUACUGGCACAACACCGGGAUCAAGUACAUUGAGUACCGCAUGAACCACGGUUGUGCGCACGAUCUUACGUUAUGAUCCGAUGUCUCCGAUGAUCUUCCACAGUCGUCCGUGGUUUCGUGAGCUCCUCAACUAAAGUUGGGAACCGCCCAAUAUUUGGGUUGUACAGUUUAUUUAUUGAUGCUUUCGCUUCAGAUUUGAUAUUCAGAUUUAGCGAGAGCACAGGGUGUUUACAUUUUACAUUUUUGAAAAUAUAUUUGUGUAAAUGAUUUUUAUUUAAUAAAAUUGGAAAUGUAUCCAUUGUGGUGAUAGUAAAUGUACCAUUCAAUUCAUCCACCAUUUUGUUUAAUUAGAACAUUGAAAGUAAUUUUGUUAUAACACCAUGUUCUAAUAACAAUCGUAAUAAAAUGCAAUAUAUUUUGUACUGAAAACCCUUAAAGAUAAUCUGUAUUUGCCACAGUAAGUAAUUCUUUUCUUUUUAAAUUGUGUUUUCUGUGUAUGCUGAUGCAUACAUCCUUGUAUAUAAAUCACAAUGAUAAGCAGAUAUGAAAUAUUAUGUAAACACUCUCGGAUUGAGAGAAACGUUCCAUAGAUCUUGUAGUGUGUUGUGUUAGUUCGACAUUUGUACUUGUUCCGUUUUGCAACGCAGGUAGCAGGUAGUUUAGAGUACACAUAUCAUCCGAGUCGGCUCCGCAACAAUCACAUUAUUCGAGUUUUCUCUUAGUCAUGUUUAAAGACGCAUUUAGAUAAAAAUUCACUAUUGUAUAUGUUUUUACCAGUUUUUUAUCUAAUUUUGUUUCCCCUAAGCUAUGUUUGUCGCAAUAGAACCAAAGUUUGUUACAAUAGUAUUACUGUUCAUGUCCGAAUGUAAUUUAUUUCAUGCUAGGAGUCCCAUACUUAUCUUUAAGUUAUAACAGUGUAACUGUGUUUGUAAGAACAAUUUAAUCGUAUCAAAUAUUAGAUUGUGUCAUUUUGUCCGCUUAGAAUGCAAUAUUUUGCUCACAUUUCUAUUAGUAGUAUUGUCCUUUGUUGUUGAAUGAUUGUUAGAGUGUUGAAUUAGGCUGUACAGUCAAAAUCAUUAUCUGUGUUCGUAGUUUGUUGUGCAGUUAAUUUUUUUAUUUAAAAAUAAGCCGUUUCACAUAUCUUAUUUUUUAGUAGAAUUGAGAUGUCAACAUUUUCUAGUUUUAUCUUGUUUUGGAAAUUUAUAAUUAGUUUGUCUUAAAAUUCUUUGUGGCCAAGUUUUACCUUUAAAAUUUAAAAGAUAUGCUAGACAUAAUUUAAGAAUUUCAUUAAGUGAUACCAUUAUCAAUAGUUGUUUUCACUUUUGAAAUUCCUGAAUGUAAUUUAAAAUUUAAAAUUCGACAACAGAUCGGAUGGUUUGAGCAAAAAAUUAAAUUUGAUAGAGUAUAUUGAAUACAGUUCAAUUUAAAAAUUGUAUCAUACAAGGACCACAUGUAACUCACGCGCACAGACAGUGAUAGUUGACUUAUUAUGCUGUUUUAUCAGCUUGUUGGAAUGGUUGUGAAUAUACAGAAGGCGAUUUUUUUUAUUAUAAUUAAGAAAUAUUUUUUAGUUUAACUUUAGAAUGGUUACAAUUAGUAAACAGGCCAUUUACUUAUUUUUCCUACUUAUUUUUGUGCCUUUAUAAUUAAGAAGAUGUAGUGCCUAUUAGACAGAUGUUACUCCAUAUAAACAGUUACUACAGUUUUAUUAUGUUCCAGUUAUUUGCCUAUGUUUUCAAUAUUAUAUAAAAUGUUAAUUUAGUUUUAUUAUUGUAGUAUAGACAUUAUUCAAGUGUGUCUUAUCUUAUAGUGUUGCAAAAGGUGGUUAAAACUGUUUUCUUUUUUUUUUGUAAUAAAAAUUUCAGUUCUUUCUGUAGUUGUAGUAUUUAGACCAAGUGUAUUCAUUUUUACAGUAAACAUCACUAUUGUUAACGAUAAUGAGAAAUAAAUAUAAAUUUUAGAGACAACUGUUGUUGCAAUAUUAAAUUAUGGGUUGUAAGGAUAUGAUUGAGAAGUAUUGAUAGCUAAGCAUUUACUGUGAUAUGGACUUUUGUUAAUGAUUUUAAUAAACUAAAGUGAGAAAGUUAA